UUUAAUACCAUUACUUCACUUCCUCUUCCUCCUCCUUCUUCUUCCUCUCUCUCUUUGUCCGGAAACGGAGACCAAGACUCCGGCAGAUGAGUCGUUUGGCGCCGUUAUCAGAAGAACCCAUUAACGAAGAAGACUCUGCGAACAAUUCAAAGAAAGGCUUGUCAUGGAAAAACUGGCUCAAAACCCAUAUCUCUCUCGUCUUCAACAAGAAGUCUGAUCUUAAAAUCCUCUUGAUCGUUUUGGGUUGCCCUCUUUUCCCGGUUUCCGCCCUCUCUAAACCACCCAUCAAUGAGGUAUCAUCCUCAGCUCAAUACAUUAUACAACAUUUUACAGCAGCAACAGGAUGCCGGAAAUCGGAAGGGACGGUGAGAAACAUUUUUGUGACUGGAAAAGUAACAAUGGCGAUGGUAGAUGAGCUAGGUGCAACGGUAGGCUCGGUGGCUGGAGCUGCCGGAGUUGCCCAAAAAGGAUGCUUUGUUAUGUGGCAAAUGGUACCUAAUAAAUGGCUAAUUGAAUUGGUUGUGGGUGGUCACAAGGUUAUAGCGGGUAGCGAUGGCAAUGUGGCUUGGCGCCGCACGCCAUGGCUAGGAACACAUGCAGCCAAAGGCGGUGUUCGUCCCCUACGCCGAGCUCUUCAGGGACUGGAUCCUAUGGCAAUAUCAGCUGUAUUUUCCUCAGCUCAGUACAUUGGAGAGAAACGGAUCUCCGGAACUGAUUGUUUCGUGUUGAAACUAUCUGCUGAUCAAGUGGACUUGGCUGAUCGGAGUGAUAACACUGCUGAGAUGAUCAAGCAUGUCAUAUUCGGCUACUUCAGCCAAAGAAGUGGACUGCUGGUGUUUCUAGAAGACUCUUACCUGACCAGGAUUCAAUCACCCGGAACACACCCUACAUAUUGGGAAACAACAAUGGCUACCAAAAUUGAAGACUAUAGGUUAGUGGAAGGUGUCAUGGUUGCACAUUCUGGUCAGUCUAAUGUUAUCAUCACGAGAUUUGGCGAUAAUCUAAAGGCAGGCCUCUCAGUCACUCGCAUGGAAGAGAUAUGGACCAUCGACGAUGUUGCUUUCAAUGUCCCCGGACUCUCCAUCGAUUGCUUCAUCCCUCCCAAAGAAGUUCAGAGAGAUUUCCCGGACGAGAACUUGGAUUGGCGGUCGCCUCUGCAUCGAUGAUGAAGGCUAAACACUACUCGGUUGCUAAUCGCUUUCGAUAUAAAGGCAUUCGAUCUCGACGCUGUUUUAACUUUUGACUGGAGUAGGCCUGACACUCAUCUAUAAGCAUAUGUAUAUAAAAUCACAUUAUAUAUAUUUUUGGGUCCCAGUGUUUAGAACUAUAGUAGGCUUUCGUAUUGCUUUAACUGAUUAUGGAAUCAUUUUGUAUAACCCUGAAAAAAGAGA
Messenger RNA from Hibiscus syriacus, 1391 nucleotides. RefSeq lists its product as uncharacterized. NCBI's taxonomy places the organism in Eukaryota, Viridiplantae, Streptophyta, Magnoliopsida, Malvales, Malvaceae. The record is from RefSeq and is a predicted model, not a curated record. Bases 87 to 1166 code for a protein of 359 amino acids. The transcript is spliced from 3 exons.